ACGUUUCUUUCAGCAGCAGCAACAGUUAUUCAGCCACCUCGGUAGCUUGCUAGCCAAAAUAGCCGAACCCAUAAAGCUCUUUAGACGCUUUAGUGUAUAUUAGCCACUGUAUUUUAAACCCUCGUCUGUCGUCUGGUUAGUUAGUUAUCAUAUUUCAUUUCAUAUUUACAGUGUUGUUGUUAUUAUUCAGCUAGCGGGCUGGUUAAGUUAGCAUUAGCCUAGCUAGCUAACAUCUCCGACCAUGAGUUCACUAAAUUACUCUCUUCCUGCUGAAGAAGAGACGGUCUGCUGGACGGAGAAAGAAGCUCUCAUCAAAGAGGAGGAGGAAGAGAAGGAUGUUACAAUACAAAAACAAGUAGAGGGUGAGGCUGUUACCCUGAAAGAAGAAGAGAAAGACGUUUCAGUGAAAGAAGAGGAAGACGUUACAGUGAAAGAAGAGGCGUUCAGAGUGAAAGAGGAGGAGGGUGUUACAGUAAAAGAUGAGGAGGAUUCAGUUUUUGAAAUGAAAGCGGAGGAGGGGGAGAUUACGGUCUCAUCGGAAGAAGAGGAGGAGGAAACUGGAUAUCUGGGCCCGAUUUCCCAAACGCAAUUUAAGGCAUGCAGUGGUUCUAAAGAUGAACUUAGCCAUAAGAUGGUUUUGAGAAACCGGGCCGUGAUUACCACUGGAGAGAGACGGGACAGUCGUGGAUCCUCUGGGGAGCCUCAACAACAUCAUGAUGCUGACGAGGCAGAGAAGAGGCUCUCCAGAUCAGAACACAUCAAGAAACGCUCGCAGAGAUCCACAGGGAAGAAAUCUCACUGCUGCUCUGACUGUGGGAAGAGAUUCACCUCCUCAUCAGGCAUUCAAAUUCAUCAGAGAAUCCACACAGGAGAGAAACCUUAUAGUUGUGGUCAAUGUGGGAAGAGUUUUACUACAUCUGGCUCUCUGACUUUACACCAGAGAAUACACACAGAAGAGAAACCUUAUAGCUGUGAUCAAUGUGGGAAGAGUUUUACUACAUCUGGCUCUCUGACUUUACACCAAAUAACACACACAGGAGAGAAACCUUAUAGCUGUGAUCAAUGUGGGAAGAGUUUUACUAGAUUUGGCCAUCUGACAUUACACAAGAGAACACACACAGGAGAGAAACCUUAUGGCUGUGAUCAAUGUGGGAAGAGUUUUACUAGAUCUAGCUAUCUAACUAUACACCAGAGAAUACACACAGGAGAUAACCCUUAUGGCUGUGAGAAACCUUAUAGUUGUGAUCAAUGUGGGAAGAGUUUUACUAGAUCUAGCUAUCUAACUAUACACCAGAGAAUACACACAGGAGAUAACCCUUAUGGCUGUGGUCAAUGUGGGAAGAGUUUUACUAGAUCUGACUCUCUGACUUUACACCAAAGAACACACACAGGAGAGAAAUCUUAUAGCUGUGAUCAAUGUGGGAAGAGUUUUACUAGAUCUGACUCUCUGACUUUACACCAAAGAACACACACAGGAGAGAAACCUUAUAGCUGUGAUAAAUGUGGGAAGAGUUUUUGUCAAUCUAGUGAUCUGACAGUGCACCAGAGAAUACACACAGGAGAGAAACCUUAUAGCUGUGAUCAAUGUGGGAAAAGUUUUGUUCAAGCUGGCCAUCUGACUCAACACCAAAUAACACACACAGGAGAGAAACCUUAUAGCUGUGAUCAAUGUGGGAAGAGUUUUACUACAUCUGGCUCUCUGACUUUACACCAAAUAACACACACAGGAGAGAAACCUUAUAGCUGUGCUCAAUGUGGGAGGGGUUUUACUACAUCUCGCUAUCUGACAGUACACCAGAGAAAACACACAGGAGAGAAAUCUUAUAGCUGUGAUCAAUGUGGGAAGAGUUUUGUUCAAGCUUGCCAUCUGACUCAAUACCAGAGCACACACAUAGGAGAGAAAUCUCAUAGCUGUGACCAGAGAGAGAUACGGGACUAUCGUGGAUCCUCUGGGGAGCCUCAACAACAACAUGAUGCUGAAGAGGCAGAGAAGAGUCUCUCCACAUCAGAACACCUCAAGAAACACCAGUGGAGACCCACAGGGAGGAAAUCUCACUGCUGCUCUGACUGUGGGAAGAGAUUCACCUCAUUAGGCAUUAAAAUUCAUCAGAGAAUCCACACAAGAGAGAAACCUUAUAGCUGUGAUCAAUGUGGGAAGAGUUUCGGUCAAUCUGGAGCGCUGACAGUGCACCAGAGAAUACACACAGGAGAGAAACCUUAUAGUUGUGGUCAAUGUGGGAAGAGUUUUGGUCAAUCUUGCCAUCUGGUAUCACACCAGAGAAUACACACAGGAGAGAAACCUUAUAGCUGUGGUCAAUGUGGGAAGAGAUGUUCUACAUCUGGCAAUCUGACUAUACACCAGAGAAUACACACAGGAGAGAAACCUUAUAGCUGUGAACAAUGUGGGAAGAGUUUUGGUCAAUCUGGAGAGCUGACAGUGCACCAGAGAAUACACACAGGAGAGAAACCUUAUGGCUGUGAUCAAUGUGGGAAGAGUUUUGGUCAAUCUUGCCAUCUGGUAUCACACCAGAGAACACACACAGGAGAGAAAUCAUAUAGCUGUGAUCAAUGUGGGAAGAGUUUUGUUCGAUCUGGCCAUCUGGUAUCACACCAGAGAAUACACACAGGAGAGAAACCUUAUAGCUGUGGUCAAUGUGGGAAGAGUUUUUCUUCUUCAGGCUAUCUAACUAUACACCAGAGAAUACACACAGGAGAGAAACCUUAUAGCUGUCGUCAAUGUGGGAAGAGUUUUUCUUCUUCAGGCUAUCUAACUAUACACCAGAGAACACACACAGGAGAGAAAUCUUAUAGCUGUGGUCAAUGUGGGAAGAGUUUUAGUCAAUCUGGAGAUCUGACAGUGCACCAGAGAACACACACAGGAGAGAAACCUCUUAGUUGUGACCAGAGAUAAUCUGAUAAAAGAUCUCUGAUCAAAUAUCAGAAAAUUUAUGAAGGAGUUGUGUCAUGAUAUCAAUGAAUUAAUGUCACAAUGUAGAAUGUUUUAACAUUGUAG
Molecule: messenger RNA, 3013 nt
Organism: Salvelinus fontinalis (brook trout)
Lineage: Eukaryota; Metazoa; Chordata; Actinopteri; Salmoniformes; Salmonidae
Product: zinc finger protein 271-like
Exons: 3
Coding region: 242-2911 (889 amino acids)
Biological process (GO): regulation of transcription by RNA polymerase II
Cellular component (GO): PcG protein complex; transcription regulator complex
Molecular function (GO): DNA-binding transcription factor activity, RNA polymerase II-specific; RNA polymerase II cis-regulatory region sequence-specific DNA binding
Source: RefSeq, a predicted model, not a curated record